Molecule: messenger RNA, 1897 nt
Organism: Cyprinus carpio (common carp)
Lineage: Eukaryota; Metazoa; Chordata; Actinopteri; Cypriniformes; Cyprinidae
Product: immunoglobulin superfamily DCC subclass member 3-like
Exons: 11
Coding region: 146-1897 (583 amino acids)
Biological process (GO): cell-cell adhesion; axon guidance
Cellular component (GO): plasma membrane; axon
Molecular function (GO): protein binding
Source: RefSeq, a predicted model, not a curated record
GCUGCUGAUUCUCACACAUGAUCAGUGACUCUGAGAGGAAUAACGUGAGGAAUAUCUGGAGGAGGAAUAAAGCAGCACUGAGGAAUAUUCACGUUUGAUUUGAUCCGUCAUGAGCUCGUAAAACAUCAUCCGAACAGCAGGAAUCAUGGAAAGACUCUCAGCGCUGCUGCUGCUCAUCACAGUUUUAGGUUUGGGCGGAGCUUCAGAGUUGGCCUUCAUCAAAGAACCCAGUGAUGUCAUCGCAGUGAGGGACCGCCCCCUCAUGCUGGACUGUCAGGUAGAGGGGGAGGGGCCUAUCACCAUCACCUGGCGACGGAAUGGCGUUCCCGUUCCUCUGGGAGCCAGAGCAGCCGUGCUGGAUAACGGGACGCUCCUGAUCCGGAACCUCCAGAAACGGCGUGACAGUGACGAGAGUGACGCGGGCGAGUAUGACUGUGCGGCGCAGAACCGAUACGGGCUGCUCAUCAGCCGCAAAGCACAUGUGCAGCUGGCCUCACUUCCCAAGUUCCACACGCACCCAGAAUCCAUGAGCGUGGACGAGGGCGGCGUCGCUCGAUUUCACUGCGCCGUCAGCGGCGUCCCAGAGGCCAACAUCACCUGGGAAAGAAACAGAACAGCUCUCAACGCUGAUGAUAACAGGUACACUCUCCUGCCCAACGGUAUCCUGCACAUCACAGGAGUGCGUCAGGCUGACAGCGGCUGCUACCGCUGCGUCGCUAAAAACAUCGCAAACACUCGCUACAGUCACGAGGCCCAGCUGUCAGUCACAGUCGCAGCUAAUCGUCUCUAUAAGGAGCCAGUGAUUCUCUCUGGGCCGCAGAACCUCACUCUGAACGUUCACCAGACCGCCAUCCUGGAGUGCAUCGCCACCGGAAACCCACGGCCCAUCGUCUCCUGGAGCAGGCUGGACGGUCGCUCUAUCGGCGUGGAGGGCAUCCAGGUGUUGGGCACAGGUAACCUCAUCAUCUCAGACGUGUCUCUGCAGCACUCAGGUGUGUACGUCUGCUCCGCCAACCGACCCGGAACCAGGAUGAGGAGAACCGCGCUGGGACGACUGGUGGUGCAGGCUCCUCCGGAGUUCCUGCAGUGGCCUCAGUCCGUGUCGAAGCCGGCGGGCAGCGGUGCGGUCUUCACCUGUCAGGCUCAAGGUGUUCCUGAUCCACACCUCAUCUGGCUGAAGAACGGCAAGAUCCUCACACCUGGAGACAACGUCAAACUCACCAACAACAACAGCACGCUGGCAGUGACGCGCAUCACGGCUGAAGAUGAGGCCAUCUAUCAAUGCAUCGCCGAGAACAGCGCAGGAACCAACCAGGCCAGCGCUCGUCUCGCCGUCUCUCCGUCCCUCGAUCUCCCAGAAGCCCCUCAGGACCUGACGGUCACACCGCUCUCCACCACUUCUCUACGGGUGCGCUGGACGCAGCCGGAGCCGCACGUGACGGACGGCAUCAUCGGAUACGUGCUGCACAUCCGCAAACUGGGCGAGCCGGACAGCAGCGAGCUUCAGGAAGCUGUGAGCAAAGACACGUUUCAGCACGACUUCACGAACCUGGAGGCCUCCACCACCUUCUCCAUCUAUGUGAAAGCGUAUUCACCGCUGGGAGCCAGUCAGCAGUCCAACAGCGUCAUCGCCACCACACACGGAGCCGUUCCCACGAUGCCCAGCUUCUUCACGAAGGUUCUGAACAGCACAGCGAUGCAGGUGUUCUGGGAGCUUCCAGCUAAAGCCGGUCGAGUGGAGGGAUACAAACUCUCUCAUCGCAAGCUGCCACAGCAAGAGUUCAGACACGAGGAGCGAUUCCCCGCUCACAUCAACACACACACCAUCUCUAACCUCGGUCAGUACACACACACACACACACACACACACACACACACACACACACACACACAGUAG